Molecule: messenger RNA, 1185 nt
Organism: Colletotrichum chrysophilum
Lineage: Eukaryota; Fungi; Ascomycota; Sordariomycetes; Glomerellales; Glomerellaceae
Exons: 2
Coding region: 1-1185 (394 amino acids)
Source: RefSeq, a predicted model, not a curated record
AUGGUGUCCUUGCGCGACAUUCUCCCGUUCAGCACCAAGGUCUGCGUGAUGAAGCGCGUCCGCUCAGACGGCAGCGUCGAGCUGUACUGCGAGGGGCCUACCAAGGCAAACGCCAGCCGGGACGAGUGCAUUGAAUGCCUUCCAGUCGAGGAUUGUCAAGAGAUCUACGGCCUGGACCCGACUCCUGUCUUUGCUACCUCCAAGCGCGAGUACUACACCGUGGAUGGACAACUCUACUCGCGCCCCGCUCAGGAGCCUGCGCGUUCCUCGCAGUCGUCCGAUAGCUCAAGCAGUUAUCGGGAUCGCAAUCACGAAUCGAGACGAUCUCACCAAUCCCGGUCCACAGCACCCGUCUUGCGACCAGGAAACCCCGUCACCGAUAACUCGACACGCAUUUCGAACGCAGGAAACAACCGGCACACAGAGCGCCACGCAAACCGCUUGUCCAACAAUGGAUUUAUCUUGAACGGCAAUGGAAACACUAUCAACUUUCACAACAACCGCACCCACCUCAAUUACUCGGGUAACGCCACUUCCUCCUACCAUGAGAAUCGCCAGUACAACACCUCCUACGAGAGCCAUGAUCAUCGCCUCAACCCAGAUGUCGAACAGCGCACAAGAGACUACUCUCCUCCCCGCGAGCGCAUUCGCGAGCGCUCCGAUUUCUCCGCCGCCGAGCAAGCCGCCUGGGAGGAACGCCAGUGGCGAAAGCUUCAAGAGGAAGAGUACGCGCGCGACAGAUCGCCUUCGCCUUGCUAUGACUACAAAGACGACCGCGACGACCGUGGAAGGCGGGAAGAGCGCUAUCUCUCCAGACGCCGCGAGGACAGCCGCGGAAGAGUGUCAACGGUCUACUACGACUGCGAGGACGACCGCGACGAGCACGACGAUCGCUCCCGCUCCAGGCGUCGCGAAUACAGCCGCGCAACAUCUCCUUCCCCUUACUCCGAGUACGAAGACAACCGCAACGAUCGCAACGACAGCGAAGAGCGCCCCCCUUCCCGCCACCGUCAGCGCAGCGAUUCUAUCGAGGUCCUCGACUCCCGGUUCAUUUACGCUGGCAGCGGCGAGUUCCAGGGUGGUGAUUGGAUCUGCGCUACCCAGAGGGAGUACAGCGCCGAUGGUGGCUUCGUUUACGUUGGCGAGGGUCGCUACGACAGCGAUGGCAGGCAGCACAGCCUCUGA